Haliotis rubra (blacklip abalone) is the source of this 2604-nucleotide messenger RNA. Its product is annotated as serine/arginine-rich splicing factor 4-like. Gene Ontology annotation, cellular component: cytoplasm; nucleus; ribonucleoprotein complex. The transcript has 8 exons. Gene Ontology annotation, molecular function: mRNA binding. NCBI's taxonomy places the organism in Eukaryota, Metazoa, Mollusca, Gastropoda, Lepetellida, Haliotidae. The coding region runs from base 194 to 1084 and encodes 296 amino acids. The record is from RefSeq and is a predicted model, not a curated record.
GACCGCUGGGAACUCUGGGAAGAAGAAAGGGGGAAGGUCACCAGUGCGUGUUGAGUUAGUGGAUUUCUCAACAUUUUAGUCAAAACUAAACGACCAUUUUUUUCUGUUCCUGAUUAACUGAAGUCAAUAACUUCACAUUACGGAAAGAAGAUCUGUCGUCCGGAGCACGAAAAUCUCCCGCUGACUAUUAAAAAUGGGCACCAGAGUAUAUAUUGGCAGACUAUCUAAUUACGCACGAGAAAAGGACGUUGAGCGUUUCUUCAGAAACAAUGGAAGAAUCCGAGAUGUUAUGUUGAAAAAUGGUUAUGGCUUCGUGGAAUUUGAAGACUACAGAGAUGCUGAUGACGCUGUUUAUGAAUUGAAUGGCAAAGAAUUGUGUGGUGAAAGGUGUAUUGUUGAGCAUGCUAGAGGAGCAAGAGGGGAUUCCUUCAGAGAUUGGGACCGUGGGUAUGCCCCACGUCGAAGGGGUGGCAGAGACAGUCGGUAUGGGCCGCCUACACAUACAGAGUACAGGUUGAUCAUUGAGAAUCUUUCAUCAAGGGUUAGCUGGCAGGACCUUAAGGACUACAUGCGCCAAGCAGGUGAAGUUACAUAUGCAGACGCACACAAGAGACACAAGAAUGAAGGAGUAGUGGAGUUUGCUACAUACUCGGACAUGAAGAAUGCUGUUGAUAAGCUAGACAGAACUGAAAUCAAUGGAAGGAAGAUUCGAGUAUUGGAAGAUAAACCCAAGAAGCGUGGCCGUUCAUACUCCAGAAGUCGUAGCAGGAGCCGAUCCCGUUCCAGAUCUCGAAGAAGCCGGUCAAGAAGUCGCUCCAGGAGUCGCAGCAGAAGUCGCCGCCGCAGCAGGAGUGCUAGUCACAGCAGAUCAAGGAGUAGGAGUGAAUCCCGUUCAAAGAAGGUUGGCAAGGAUACUCGCAAUUCUGCUAGUCCAAACAAGGGCAGGUCCAAGUCACGUUCCAAGUCCAGAUCCAAGUCACGUUCCAGGUCCAAGUCCCGUUCUAGGUCAAGGACCCCAGACAAAAGGGAUGCAUCACCAACCAGUGAUGGAGAUGACCGAAAAGAUUUAGACAAGGAUGCUUGAUCUAUAUCGAUGACUAAAUCUGCUAGUAUGAACUGUGAUCACAUUAAUGUGAAUGGAUUGUAAAUAAUCAGAAUUGUAUUUGACAAUUGUGCGGACAGCUAUAUUCAUCAAGAGUAUCACCACUGUUUUGGGAUUGUAAUUAACGAGUGUUUGGAAGAAACUUAAUGCAUUUAGCUAGCCAAGGCUUGCUAAAUACAAUGUUUAUACCUGAUACAUGAUAUUUACAAUUAGAACACAUACAAGUGACAUAAUCUCUGUCAUAUGUCAUUCCUAAAUUCUUUCAUCGAAAAACUUGUUCUCGUCUCACCAUCAUUAAAAGUUGCCCUCUAAUGUGCACAUUUUAUUAUUGUCAUUAAGUCUGGGAUUUGUCAUAUGUCAGUCCUAAAUUCUUUCAUUGAAAAGCUUCUUCUCGUCUCUCAAUAACAUUACAAAAUUUCCUGGAAUAUGUACAUUCAUAUAUAGUGUCUUAAAGUCUGCGAUUUGUAAGGGGGGACCAAUCCUCAAAGUGGAAAGCAGUUUAUCUCCAGUUGAAACCUAUUUCUUAGUAGUGUGACUGCAUACAGACAAAAUAACAGUUGUCUACAUUUACUGUUUCUACAUGCUGUCAUAGCAAUCAUUGGUCUGACCUCUAGAGUACCUGCUUUUUAUCAAAGAGAAGCUACUCUAAACCUAGUCUAUCAGGUGUCAUGCUUGUUGAGUCUGUAUUUCCUAUCAUUACUUGUAGAAAUGCAAUGUCAGAUGUACAUAGAACCAAUUUGGACACAUUUCUUCCAAAUCCAACUGUUGUUAAAUAGGGAGAACUGCUCAAGCGCCAGAGUCUGAUAAUUUUAAAUGAUUCUGCUUGGCUAGUGUCUUUAAUAUUUAAUUUUUUUGACAGUGUAAAUCUCAAGUCUUGCCCAAAUUUGCAAAAAUUAAUCGGUCACAUUCCAGUUUCAAUAUCUUAUACUGUUUCAAUCAGUUGUCCUGGAAGUUUUCCAAGAUUCACAAUCGUUAAUCGUCUAUCAUUGAUUUCAUUUGAUUCAUCUGAAGGAGUACCCACCUAACAUUGCAUAUUUGUAUCUUUAUAUAUAUUUUCCCAAAGUGUAAGGUUUGUAUUGGUAGGCUUAUUCCUGCAGAGAAACCUGCCCAUUAUAUGAUAAAUUUGAUUUCAACAUUUAACCAUUUUUGACAGACAAGUGACAUUUCUUUUCCUGGCAUUCAUGAUCAACCUUCUAUUGUGCAAGUGAACUGUUGUUAUCAAUAAAUCUAUCUCAUGUUUUAUCUUUGACAUUCACAUUUUGUAUUCCGAUACAAAAUUAUGCCAUUUCAAACAAUCUUCCUUAGUGGCACUGGGGUGUGAAGACAGUGCUGUUGGUGUGAUUGUGUAGCUUUAACACUGACCAAAUCAUCUGCUUAUUUCAUACAAGUAUGUAAUUAUUGCAGAGUGUUUUAAUAUCUGUAACAUUGGUUCAUAUCACUUUUACUUCAUGUGUUUUGUUGAUGUAUUUUUAUGUAUAGGUAUUAAAGUAUGAAAGUUGAAA